GGCCGAGCCCAAGGCCCCCGGGCGUGGAGGUGGGGGGCUAAGGCCCCCGAGGGGGCCCCGCUGCGAUGGGCAACCUGGAGAGCGCCGAGGGGGGCCCGGGCGAGCCGCCUUCAGUAUCGCUGCUGCCGCCGCCCGGCAAGAUGCCGAUGCCUGAGCCCUGUGAACUGGAAGAGAGGUUCGCCUUGGUGCUGAGCUCCAUGAACCUGCCUCCCGACAAGGCCCGGCUCCUGCGCCAGUAUGACAAUGAGAAGAAGUGGGAUCUGAUCUGUGACCAGGAACGGUUCCAGGUGAAGAAUCCUCCCCACACUUACAUCCAGAAACUCCAGAGCUUCUUGGACCCCAGCGUAACCCGGAAGAAGUUCAGGAGGAGAGUGCAGGAGUCAACCAAAGUACUGAGGGAGCUGGAGAUCUCACUUCGUACCAACCACAUUGGGUGGGUGCGGGAGUUUCUGAAUGAUGAAAACAAAGGCCUGGACGUGCUCGUGGAUUACCUGUCCUUUGCCCAAUGUUCGGUCAUGUUUGACUUUGAGGGUCUGGAGAGUAGUGACGAUGGUGCAUUUGACAAGCUCCGGUCCUGGAGCAGGUCCAUCGAGGACCUGCAGCCACCCAGCGCCCUGUCAGCCCCCUUCACCAACAGCCUCGCUCGCUCUGCGCGCCAGUCUGUGCUCCGGUACAGCACUCUCCCUGGGCGCAGGGCCCUGAAGAACUCCCGCCUGGUGAGCCAGAAGGAUGAUGUCCACGUCUGUAUCCUUUGCCUCAGAGCCAUCAUGAACUAUCAGUACGGCUUCAACCUGGUCAUGUCCCACCCCCACGCCGUCAAUGAGAUUGCACUCAGUCUCAACAACAAGAAUCCAAGGACCAAAGCCCUUGUCUUGGAGCUCUUGGCAGCUGUGUGUUUGGUGCGGGGAGGUCAUGAAAUCAUUCUUGCUGCCUUUGACAAUUUCAAAGAGGUGGCCUGCAUGCAGUUUAUCAACAUCGUGGUGCACUCAGUAGAGGACAUGAACUUCCGGGUCCACCUGCAGUAUGAGUUCACCAAGCUGGGGCUGGAGGAGUUCUUGCAGAAGUCAAGGCACACAGAGAGCGAGAAGCUGCAGGUGCAGAUCCAGGCAUACCUGGACAAUGUGUUUGAUGUGGGAGGCUUGUUGGAGGACGCGGAGACCAAGAAUGUGGCCCUGGAGAAGGUGGAGGAGCUGGAGGAGCACGUGUCCCACCUCACGGAGAAGCUUCUGGACCUAGAGAAUGAGAACAUGAUGCGUGUGGCAGAGCUAGAGAAGCAGCUGCUGCAGCGGGAGAAGGAACUAGAGAGCGUCAAGGAGACUUACGAGAACACAAGCCACCAGGUGCACACCCUCCGGCGGCUCAUUAAGGAGAAGGAGGAGGCCUUCCAGCGCCAAUGCCACUUGGAGCCUGGGGCGCGGGGCCUGGAGUCUGCGGGCAGCGAGGCCCUGGCCCGGAUAGGCCCCGCAGAGCUGAGUGAGGCCAUGCUGCCCUCCGAUCUGGACCUCCUGGCUCCAGCCCCGCCGCCCGAGGAGGCCCUGCCUCUGCCCCCGCCGCCAGCUCCUCCCCUGCCCCCGCCCCCACCCCCGUUACCAGACAAGUGUCCCCCAGCCCCACCUCUCCCUGGCGCUGCUCCCUCUGUGGUGUUGACAGUAGGCCUGUCAGCCAUUCGCAUCAAGAAACCUAUCAAGACCAAGUUCCGGCUGCCUGUCUUCAACUGGACAGCACUGAAACCCAACCAGAUCAGUGGCACUGUCUUCAGUGAACUUGACGAUGAGAAGAUCUUGGAGGACCUAGACCUGGACAAAUUUGAAGAACUGUUCAAGACGAAAGCCCAGGGCCCUGCCCUUGACCUCAUCUGCUCUAAGAACAAGACAGCGCAAAAGGCCGCCAGCAAGGUGACCCUGUUGGAAGCCAAUCGUGCCAAGAACCUAGCCAUCACCCUACGCAAGGCUGGCCGCUCUGCCGAGGAGAUCUGCAGGGCCAUCCACACCUUUGACCUCCAGACGCUGCCCGUGGACUUCGUGGAGUGCCUGAUGCGCUUCCUGCCCACGGAGGCCGAGGUGAAGCUGCUGCGGCAGUAUGAGCGGGAGCGGCAGCCCCUGGACGAGCUGGCGGCCGAGGACCGCUUCAUGCUGCUCUUCAGCAAGGUGGAGCGGCUGACCCAGCGCAUGGCUGGCAUGGCCUUCCUGGGCAACUUCCAGGACAACCUGCAGAUGCUCACGCCGCAACUCAAUGCCAUCAUUGCAGCGUCUGCCUCUGUCAAGUCCUCACAGAAGCUGAAGCAGAUGUUGGAGAUCAUCCUUGCACUGGGGAACUAUAUGAACAGCAGCAAGCGAGGAGCUGUGUACGGCUUCAAGCUCCAGAGCCUGGAUCUGCUGCUGGACACCAAGUCCACUGACAGGAAGAUGACCCUGCUGCAUUUCAUCGCCUUGACGGUGAAGGAGAAAUACCCAGACCUGGCCAACUUCUGGCAUGAGCUACACUUCGUGGAGAAGGCCGCGGCAGUGUCCCUGGAGAACGUGCUGCUAGACGUGAAGGAGCUGGGCCGGGGCAUGGAGCUGAUUCGGCGGGAAUGCAGCAUACACGACAACAGCGUCCUUCGGAACUUCCUCAGCACCAGCGAAGGCGGGCUGGACAAGCUGCAGCGCGACGCCAGGACGGCUGAGGAGGCCUAUAAUGCAGUCGUGCGCUACUUCGGCGAGAGUCCCAAGACCACACCCCCGUCUGUAUUCUUCCCAGUAUUUGUCCGAUUCAUUCGUUCUUACAAGGAAGCAGAACAAGAGAACGAAGCUAGAAAGAAGCAGGAGGAGGUAAUGCGGGAGAAGCAGCUGGCUCAGGAAGCCAAGAAACUGGAUGCCAAGACCCCAUCUCAGCGGAACAAGUGGCAACAGCAGGAGCUAAUUGCAGAGUUGAGGAGGCGCCAGGCCAAGGAGCAUCGGCCUGUUUACGAAGGGAAGGAUGGUACCAUUGAGGACAUCAUUACAGUGUUGAAGAGUGUCCCUUUCACGGCCCGUACUGCCAAGCGGGGCUCCCGCUUCUUCUGCGAUGCAGCCCACCAUGAUGAGUCAAACUGUUAACCCCCAAGGCCGGGGCUCUUGACAGGCCUCCAUCGCCAGCCCGUUGUCAUUCGCCACCAAGCCAGGAGUGCCGCACCGCCCAACAGCCCCCCUCGGGCUCCAGGCCCCCACUAAGACCCCCCCGAAGGCAGAAGCACUUCAACUCUCCAACCUGUGCACCUGGAGCCCUGGAACUGGCCGAGGGCGCAGCGCAGGGCUAUGCUGCUCUCGACCCAGUGUCCACCCGAGUCUCAAAGCUGUACGUGCCUGGCACCACUGGGGGCACUGGGUCUUUUGGGGCCUGGCACUUCCCUGGUGCCUCCAGGACUGCACUUUGGCCCCAGGGUCUUCAACUUCAUUUCCUGACUGGAAGGUCACCAAGGGUCAGCUCAGAGCUGGGAAAAGUCAUUUCUAGCUUUAGCCUAUACAAGGGCCCACAGCCUCCUCUGUCACUAGGCCAGAGGGACAAGCGGAGAAAGCAGUUAUCCCUAUUUUUUUCUCCCUUCCUUUUCGCAGGCCCAUGAUCAGCUGUGGUCUGGAAGUAUCCAGACUCAGGGAGCCCCAGAACCCUACCAGUCUCAGAUCGCCUUUUACCAGGAGCAAGGCCCACCUAAGCCUGGUCCCCACCCAGCUGUGCCCUGGUGAUAAGGGUAGAGGAGAGAUGCCACGCUUACUGCCCUUGGCCCUUUCCACUCUAGGCUGACUGUUGUUGGGUGGGCAGAGGGGUAGAGGUUCUCCCUGGAUCGCUAGAGAAAGCACCCUCACCUCCUUUCCACGGCUAGGGGUUUUUUAGCAGGAGACAGGGGGCAUGGCGGUCUUAGCUGACUAUUUGCUCAGUCUCCUGCCAGUUUCUCCUCAGCCCCUGCAGGGGAAUACAGGAACCCACUUUCUGUACAUGUACCACCUCCCUUCUCUCGUGUACAUAAAUCCCAGACCUUCCCUCUCCCAACAAAGGCUUGAAGCACCA
Leptonychotes weddellii (Weddell seal) is the source of this 4023-nucleotide messenger RNA. The record is from RefSeq and is a predicted model, not a curated record. NCBI's taxonomy places the organism in Eukaryota, Metazoa, Chordata, Mammalia, Carnivora, Phocidae.